Aureobasidium vineae is the source of this 552-nucleotide messenger RNA. The record is from the annotation of a GenBank genome assembly. NCBI's taxonomy places the organism in Eukaryota, Fungi, Ascomycota, Dothideomycetes, Dothideales, Saccotheciaceae.
CUCGCAACCAUGUUCACCGCUCGCGCAAGAACCGCUCUCUCCUCGACCCUCCGCUCGUCCCGCACCCCUCUCGUCAACCGUUCGUUCCACGCUUCUGCUCCCAUCAUGGUCAAGGUCGGCGACUCUAUUCCGGACAUUGAGUUGAUGGAGGACUCUCCGGCAACAAGGUCUCCAUCCCUAAGCUCCUCAAGGGCAAGGGUCUCAUCAUUGGUGUCCCUGCUGCCUUCAUCCCACAUUCCCGGUUACAUCAACUACCAGAACCUCAAGGAUGCUGGUGAUGUCUUCGUCGUUUCCGUCAACGACCCCUUCGUCAUGAAGGCAUGGGCUCACGAUCUUGACGCUGACAAGAAGAGCGGCAUUCGCUUCCUUGCCGACCCUGACUGCAAGUUCACCAAGGCUCUCGACCUCGACUUCGAUGCCACUCCCGUCCUCGGCAACCACCGCAGCAAGCGCUACGCCCUGGUCAUUGAGGACGGCAAGGUCAAGGAGGCCCACGUCGAGCCCGACAACACCGGCAUGAGUGUUUCGGUCGUCGACAAGGUCCUCGGUUAG